Molecule: messenger RNA, 1429 nt
Organism: Cloeon dipterum
Lineage: Eukaryota; Metazoa; Arthropoda; Insecta; Ephemeroptera; Baetidae
Exons: 6
Coding region: 141-1295 (384 amino acids)
Cellular component (GO): extracellular matrix
Source: RefSeq, a predicted model, not a curated record
CGCAAGACAAGUGCCGGAUCGAAAAUGAGAGUGGUGAUAAAUCACCCCCGCUCAAAAAUGCGACAGCAGCCGCUAUAAAAGCUAAUCACUCUGGUUGCAGAAGCACACUUGUUGCUCACUCACACAGCACAACAGCAGCCAUGGUCUCCAAAUUCGCCGUCGUCCUUUGCGCCGUCGCCGCGGUCGCCGCCUUCGCUGAGGCUGGAUACGCCGACCCUCACGAUGCCAAGGAUUACUUCCACGUGCCCAACUACUCUUUCGAGUACGGAGUUGCCGAUGCCCACACCGGCGACAAGAAGAGCCAGUCCGAAACUCGUCACGGAGAUGUGGUCAAGGGACACUACAGCCUGGUGGAGCCCGAUGGCACCACUCGCACCGUCCACUACACCGCCGACCCCCACAAUGGUUUCAACGCUGAAGUGACCAAGUCCGGACACGCCGUCCACGCCGCCCCCGCCUACCACGCCCCCGCUCCUGCGUACCACGCCGCCCCCAUUGCUCACGGAUACGCUCACGCCGCCCCCGUCGUCGCCCACCCCCACGGUGCUCCCCUGGCCUUCGCCACCCCUCUGGGAUACGGACACGGAUUCGCCAAGAUCAACCGUGGAUACUGCCCGGCCGGCGCACGAUUGAGAGUGUGUAAAUGCAAACUGAAGCUCACACAUAUGCGCUGGACGGUAAUAAUUUCCGUGUGUGAUGUAAGAAGCAUACAUUUAGUUCCGAGACGCAUUAGCGAAAGAAAGCAACGCCCCGCCCACAUCUUUUCUCACCUGCCGCGCGAUCUGUAUAAAAGCAAUUGGAGCGUGCCGAUCGAUAUCCACUUGCGAACGCACUGCUCACCAGUCAACAUGCUCAAGGUUACCGUUGCCAUUUGCGCCUUCGUGGCCGUCGCCGCCGUCGCUGAGGCCGGAUAUGUCCACGCCCCCGCUGACUACUACCACGUUCCUAAGUACUCUUAUGAAUAUGGAGUUGCCGAUGCGCACACCGGCGACAAGAAGAGCCAGGCUGAGACCCGCGACGGAGACGUCGUCAAGGGACACUACAGCCUGGUGGAGCCCGACGGCACCACCCGCACCGUCCACUACACCGCCGACCCCCACAACGGUUUCAACGCCCACGUGACCAAGUCCGGACACGCCGUCCACGCCGCUGCUCCCGCGUACCACGCCGCCCCCAUCGCUCACGGAUACGCUCACGCCGCCCCCGUGGUCGCCCACCCCCACGGUGCUCCCCUGGCCUUCGCCAACCCCCUGGGCUACGGACACGGAUUCGCCAAGAUCAACCGCGGAUACUAAGCGGACUUCAAUUCAUCUGUGAUCUCAUCCUUCAUUACUCUUCAUCCAUCAUCCUUUUCCAUUCCCAAUUAUCUUCUAUGUUCCUUGCUCAUUGUUAGUCGAUAAUAAAAUUGAUACCUGAAAAGAAAAAACAA